Ooceraea biroi (clonal raider ant) is the source of this 645-nucleotide messenger RNA. Its product is annotated as mitochondrial inner membrane protease subunit 1. The record is from RefSeq and is a predicted model, not a curated record. Gene Ontology annotation, molecular function: serine-type endopeptidase activity. Gene Ontology annotation, cellular component: mitochondrial inner membrane peptidase complex; membrane. NCBI's taxonomy places the organism in Eukaryota, Metazoa, Arthropoda, Insecta, Hymenoptera, Formicidae.
CCUGCGAGAGAAUGAAAUGUCAAUCGAAUUGUAUAUCAUUUUCACUUAAGAUUGUCGAGUUAUGUGCACAAUCACGACAAAUCAGAUGAGGAGUGAGAUCACGCGUGGGUUUUCCUCGUCGUCGAACAAACCUUCGUUAAACCAUGCUAAAGCUCAACAAAUUCCUAGCUAAGGUUACACGCGGAUUCGUGCAGUGUGCAUGCGUGACGUACUGCGUGUACGAGUACGUAGGGGACAUCGUCGUGUGCACCGGUCCGUCGAUGGAACCUACGUUAUACACCGAUGACGUAUUGCUCAUGGAACGAAUAUCAGUUAGAUUAGAGAGAUUCGAUAAAGGCGACAUCGUUAUUUCCAAGUGCCCUACUAAUCCAAAGCAGAAUAUAUGCAAGCGGAUUGUAGGCCUGCCUGGUGACAAAAUCAGAAAUGGUUCAAAUGUGACAACGGUACCUUAUGGACAUGUCUGGUUAGAAGGCGACAAUAGCAGCAAUUCUACUGACUCCAGAACGUAUGGGCCGGUUCCUCAGGGGUUGUUGCGUGGACGAGCUGUGUGCAAAAUACUUCCACUGAGAGAAAUAACUUUGUUCACGACGAAAUGUAUUACAUAAAUUAAUUUGUAUAUAAUAGAAAUACAUAUAAUUUUACCAA